UAAGAUAACACAUGGACCAUCAAACAUUUUAGCCCCCUUCCGUGCCCAACUUUCUCUCAGACCCGAAAAUGAAAGACCUCUUCUAAUGGCAGAAGAAGCACACAACAGCAACUCCAUGAAUGCCCUGCCAAAGGUUCUCGUUCUGGGUCCCCCAACGUGCUUCAUAACCCUCCAACCUCUCUACUCUCACAAGUUCCAUUUCCUCAACCCCCACACCUCAAGCCUUUCACUGCAACACUUCCUCCACCACCACCACCACCACCCUUCCUCCGUCUCCGCCGUUCUCUGCGGUGCAUCCUACUCCGUCACCGCCAACGUCCUCUGCCUCCUGCCCGCGCUCCGCCUCAUCGUCACCACCAGCGCCGGAACCGACCACAUCGACCUCGCCGAGUGCCGCCGCCGCGGAAUCCAGGUCGCCGGCGCCGGAGAGCUGUUCUCCGAGGACGUCGCCGAUAUGGCCGUCGCCCUGCUCACUGACGUUAUGAGGAAAAUUUCGGCGGCGGAUCGGUAUUUGAGGACUCAGCAGAAUCACGACACUACGCCUUGGGAUUUUUUCACAUUCGGCUCCAAGUUAGCAGGUAAGCGAGUUGGGAUUAUUGGACUGGGAAGCAUUGGCAUGGAAGUGGCCAAGAGGUUGGAGUCUUUUGGUUGCAUUAUCUUAUACAACUCUAAGCAUAAAAAAGCUUCAGUUUCGUAUCCUUUCUAUUCUAGCAUGGUGGAUCUUGCAACUACUUGCGACGCUCUUGUGUUAUGUUGCGCACUAAAUGAGCAAACAAAGCACAUAAUUAACAGGGAAGUCAUGUUGGCAUUGGGAAAACAAGGAUUUAUUGUCAAUGUUGGAAGAGGGGGUCUUAUUGAUGAAAAGGAAUUGGUCAAGUGUUUGAUGGAAGGUGAAAUUGGAGGUGCUGGUUUGGAUGUGUUUGAGAACGAGCCUCAUGUUCCCAAAGAACUCCUUGCAAUGAAUAAUGUGGUUUUAUCUCCACAUUCUGCUGCUUUUACUGUGGAAUCUAUGAUGAAUUUGUGUGAACUUAUGGGAGGCAAUUUAGAAGCCUUCUUCUUAAAUAAGCCCCUAAUUACUCCUGUAAUGUUGCCUCAAUAACUUGUUCUUUUGAUAACCUAGUAUCGUACGUGUGGUACAAUUUUAUGACAUUCCUGCAAUGAUUCUGAUUAAGUUUUAAAUGAAUUUGUUCUAUUCCAAAAACCAUCUCUGCAAAGUGCCUUGGCAAGUGUAUUUCAAACUCUGUUUUGAUCAAGGGAAGGAAAUAAAGCAAGCUCUAUUUGAUCA
Glycine soja is the source of this 1285-nucleotide messenger RNA. RefSeq names its product glyoxylate/hydroxypyruvate reductase HPR3-like. Lineage: Eukaryota; Viridiplantae; Streptophyta; Magnoliopsida; Fabales; Fabaceae. The transcript is spliced from 2 exons. The coding region runs from base 86 to 1099 and encodes 337 amino acids. Gene Ontology annotation, cellular component: cytosol. The record is from RefSeq and is a predicted model, not a curated record. Gene Ontology annotation, molecular function: glyoxylate reductase (NADPH) activity; hydroxypyruvate reductase [NAD(P)H] activity; NAD binding.